Molecule: messenger RNA, 1784 nt
Organism: Onychostoma macrolepis
Lineage: Eukaryota; Metazoa; Chordata; Actinopteri; Cypriniformes; Cyprinidae
Product: dedicator of cytokinesis protein 8-like
Exons: 3
Coding region: 324-737 (137 amino acids)
Biological process (GO): positive regulation of GTPase activity; positive regulation of establishment of T cell polarity; positive regulation of T cell migration
Cellular component (GO): cell leading edge
Molecular function (GO): guanyl-nucleotide exchange factor activity
Source: RefSeq, a predicted model, not a curated record
AUACUUUAGUUAAUGUAAGGACAGCUAUGGAAGAGUAAUGUAAAUCUUAGGGUUGUAGGGAUUCAUAUGGAUGCUCCCAGCGUCUCUAUAUUUAUAGUUAAGUCUGAAACUCCAGAGUGACAGUUUACAACACUAAUCAAGUUUAAAACAUAUCCAGAUCCUCUGGAUACCGCUGCGGUUAUGUGAUAAAUGCCCUUUGGAGAAACUACAUACAAAGAGUGCGGCAAUGCCUCUGCUCCUGGCUCCACGGUGACAUCACUCACACAAAGACUUAUUCAUGAUCUUUCCCUUAUGUGUUGACUUUACCUUGUGGCCUCCAAUGGAUGAAGCCUUCAUUUUCUCCGCUAGCGCUGUGGGAGAGAGGGGGGACCUUUUCUUUCCUUUUCUCACUCUGUGUGUCUCUGCAGGGUCCAUUGGAGGUGGCCCAGGUCUUCUUGAAUGAAAUCCCAGCAGACCCCAAGCUCUUCCGUCAUCACAACAAACUGCGUUUGUGUUUCAAAGAGUUCAUACUGCGGUGUGGAGAGGCCAUUGAGAAGAACAAGCAACUCAUUACUCCUGAUCAGAAGGAGUACCAGCAGGAGAUGAAGAAAAACUACAACAAACUGCGAGAGAACCUGAGGCCCAUGCUGGAGAGAAAGAUCCCUGAGCUCUACAAGCCCAUCACCAAACCUCGCAUCGAGAAUAGAGAUUCCUUCAAACGGCACAGCCUCCGUCGGACACAAGAUGAAAAUUCAUGAUGUCAAGAAAACGUCUCCAGAGGAUAUCAAGGGAAGGAUGUUGCAGUGUGCCAGGAAACCAGAGCUCCGUCAGCUGAUAAUUAGAUGACUCGAGCAGAGUUUCAUGCACAGCAUUCAAACCCCCUGAAAAUAUAGAUUGUUGUAUUCUAUAUUACUGUAUAUAAAGAAUAGAUUUUAAGGGACGUACAACUUUAUUUGCUUAUGAUUGUUUUUAGAACAAAAACCUCAGCCAGUCACUUUUUUUUUUUUUUUUUUAUACUUGUUUUCUGGAUAUGGUUCGAAUCUUCCUUAGUAUGUUACAACAUAUUGUAUUCUUAACUAAUACAAUAUAACUUACAGACAUGUUACAUGUGAGGAAGAAAUCUACAACCUUAAAUGAACUGCUUCAAGACAGAAAACCUGAUCAUAUUUCAAAGACACUGAAAGUGUAAAAAAUGGACAAAAAGGACAGUUAAUGGUAUAAUGUAUGUUUACAUUGAGCUAAUAUAACAUAAAUCGUGAUUUUUCACUUUGUUUGUCCAUGUAUAUUGUAAUUGCAGAGAUUUACUGGAUACAGUUUUGUAUAUAUAGUUCUAUUUUAUUUAUAGAGAAUAUUUAGCUCUUAGAUACAUAUUCCAAUAUUAAAAUGUGACCAGACCAGAUCAGAAUAAAAGUAAAUCAGGUUUGCAGAGAUAAAAGAACAGCACCAGUUAAAAAUGCAGAGUAAGAGUGCAUCAAAUGUUUACUUUUGCCUCCUGUUUCUUAAAUAACUGGAAAUUGUGUCAAAUUAAUGAUUUAUUCUUGUUUUUUGUUUUUUUUUCCAAUUUACAAGUGUACUGCACAUAAGCGUAUAUUAUAUGUUGUUUCUGUUUCCAGUGCUUCAUUACAUCUGUUACAUAUUACUGCUCUGAAAACUAUAAGAACAGUAUGUUGGUUUUAUUAAAUGUAUAGGUCAUUGCAAUUUCAACUUAGACUAUUUCUUUUUGAAAAGCACAAAAUAAAUACAAAUAAAUAAAUAUUUUUGUCAAUGAAACUUGAAUGCACUUCCUAAUAAAAGCUACAAUCUUA